AUGACUGAUUGUCGUACCUCAGGACAAUACUACUACAUCGAGGCGUCAUCCCCAAGAGUUCAGGGAGAGCGAGCACAUCUCGUCAGCCAGACCUUUUCUGGCUCUACGGGUACGAGCCAAUGCCUGUCCUUCUGGUACCACAUGUACGGUGUGGGAACGGGCGCGCUCAGGGUCCGCACACAGAUCAACGGAGUGGAUACUGUAAGAUGGGCUCUGACUGGGGACCAGGGGAACCAGUGGAGGAAUGGCCAAGUCAGUGUUGGGGAAGCAGGAGACUAUCAGGUUAUCAUUGAGGGUGAGAUAGGCACUACUUUCCGUAGUGACAUAUCGCUGGACGACGUCGGGUUCACAGCCGGACCAUGUUCAGUUCUUCCCGCCAAUGCUGCUCCUGUAGUACCAACAACUGCUGGGCCAACCAUGUUACCUACAACAGCCAUCGCACAAACAGCUCCAACUGAUGCCCCUGGUGGCGUGAACUGUAACUUUGAACGGAACGUGUGCGCCUGGACACAGGUGACAACAGACGACUUUGAUUGGACCCGUGACAACAGCGGCACACCUUCUGCAAACACAGGACCUGCUAUGGACCACACUGUUGGCACAAGCCAGGGGUACUACCUGUACAUAGAAGCCUCAAACAAGGGGACAGGUGACAUAGCCCAGGUCUCCAGUCCCGACAUCACAGCGACGCGCCCCAAGUGUUUCCGCUUCUGGUACCACAUGUGGGGGAACACCAUGGGCAGUCUCAACGUGUACAUCCAGACUGGCCCCGCCCUGCCCAGCAGUGCUGUGUGGACACGCAGCGGGGACCAAGGCAACCAGUGGAGAGAGGCUGCAAUAGACAUCUACAAUCUACAGUAUAAUAUUCUGUUUGAGGCAGUGCGAGGGACAGAUGUGAGGAGCGAUAUCGCUUUGGAUGACGUGACUCUCACGGAUGGGCUGUGUGAUGCUCCAGUGACCUCUGGCAACACCUGUGACUUUGAGACAGCUGACAUCUGCAGGUUCUCCCAGGACACUGCUGAUGACUUUGACUGGACCAGGAAAACUGGUAGCACCGGGUCUGGCAGUACAGGACCCUCCCAGGAUCACACUCUAGGCACAGGGUACUACAUGUACACAGAGGCUUCUGGCAAGCAGCAGGGAGAUGUGGCUCGCUUGUUGUCACCUCAGCAGACUGCUGAUCCCAGUGGGCAAUGUCUGCAGUUCUACUACCACCUGUAUGGAACCCAGAUUGGGACCCUAAACGUCUACACCCAGGUCGGGACAACUGCAGGCAGACCCUUGUUUACCAGGUCAGGUGACCAGGACGACCAAUGGCACUUUGCCAUGGUGGACAUCCCCGAAACAAGCAACUACCAGGUUGUGUUUGAGGGCAUCAUUGGUGCUGGGGUGCGGGGCGACAUCGCCAUCGAUGAUGUGACGAUAUCCUAUGGGCUCUGCCCUAACGGUCCAGCUGUCCCCCCUACCCUCUGUGACUUUGAGCUGGACGUGAUCUGUCUGUACACCCAAGAUCAAAGUGACGACUUCAACUGGAGAUAUGACAGUGGUGGCACCAGCUCAGGCAGCACUGGGCCUGCAGUGGACCACACCUAUGGAACUGCAGCAGGACAUUACAUGUACACGGAGGCAUCCAGCCCGAGGACUCCAGGUGAUGUGGCUCGUCUGCUGUCUCACCUGUACCUGAACAACACCCUGGGACAGUGUCUGGACUUCUGGUACCACAUGUAUGGCAAUCAGAUAGGCACCCUGAAUAUCUAUGCCAGGACAGGCAGCACCUACAGCAACGUGCUGUGGUCUAUGUCAGCUGACCAGGGCAACCAGUGGAACCGUGCACAGGUUGACCUCCCUGUUGAUGCAGUGUACCAGGUGGUGUUUGAGGGAAUUGUUGGGACAGGUGUGAGAGGGGACAUCGCUAUUGAUGAUGUCAACAUUCUACCUGGAGCCUGUCCUCGCCCUGGAAACUGUAAUUUUGAGACUGCUGGGAACAGACUGUGCACCUGGUCCAACGACCAGACCAACGAUGAGUUUGACUGGAUCGAGGGCAGCGGUUCAACCUCCAGUACAGGAACAGGACCUUCUGCAGACCACACUCUGGGGGAUCAGACAGGUUUCUACAUGUUCCUGGAGGCGUCCAGUCCUCGGCAGCCGGGUGACCGUGCCCGGCUGGUCAGCGAGUUGUUUCCACCGGUGUCCAGCUUUGGCCGCUGCCUGAGGUUCUGGUACCACAUGAAUGGAGCUGACAUCGGAACCCUCAGGGUCUCUCUGAAGGCACAGGGCCAGACAGAGCAGCCCAUCUGGGAGCUGUCCGGAGACAAGGGUGACCAGUGGCUGAACGCACAAGUUGGCAUCAGCAGCAACAACGACUACACGAUCAUCUUGGAAGGUGUUCGAGGCCAGUCCCACCGUGGAGACAUUGCUGUGGAUGAUGUCACCUUUGUCGACUCAAACUGCAACUUGAGUCCUGCAGAUGCAGUACCUGGAGCACCAACAGUGCCAGCAACAACAUUAGCUGCAGUAACAGCAGCUCCAGGUCUAUUUGACUGUACCUUUGAGACAAACCUAUGUGGCUGGACUCAGGACACCCAGGAUAACUUUGACUGGACACGGCAGCUCGGAGCAACAGGCUCCUCCAACACUGGGCCUUCCUUUGACCACACAAUAGGGGACCAAACUGGCUACUACAUCUUCAUCGAGACUUCAAGCCCACAAGUCGCCGGGGACAGGGCACGAGUGUACAGUCCCACAGUCGUCCCCACCUCUACGAUGUGCCUACACUUCUGGUACCACAUGUACGGCGAGCACAUCGAGACGCUGAACGUGUACAUACAGACAGGCCCCGCUCUGCCGACCAUCCCUACCUUCCAGAGGACGGGCACACAGGGGGACCAGUGGACUCAGGCUGAAGUAGAAGUGAACACCACUAGCCCUUACCAGGUUGUGAUGGAGGGCGUCCGUGGUACCGGCUUUCGAGGAGACAUUGCUCUAGAUGACAUCACCAUGACAACAGGCCCGUGUACCACAGGCACCAGUUAUGGGAUCAACUGUGAUUUUGAAGACAGUAACAUUUGUGGGUACGUACAGAAGACAGAUGACCAGUUUGACUGGACAUGGCAGACUGGGUCAACCGGCACCACUAACACUGGACCUCCGAGUGACCAUACUCUGGGCACACCAGCUGGUCAUUACAUGUACAUUGAGGCCUCCUCACCAAGGCAACCUGGAGACAUUGCUGUCCUGACCACACCCACUGUUCCCGGGGACAACCGCCAACACUGUCUACAAUUUUACUAUCACAUGUUUGGCGUGGACAUUGGCACACUUAGGCUGUGGGAGGUACGGGGAACUGAGCAACCACGCAUAGUUUGGGAGAUGUCAGGUGACCAGGGCAACCAAUGGGCAGCCAUGCAGUGGGCCGUGACCCCGAGCAUUGACACCUACUUCUUGUUCGAGGGUAUCCGUGGAAACAGUUUCCGUGGCGACAUCUCCAUUGAUGAUGUCACCUACCUUAACGACAGGUGUAUCGGUGCUUCCACAGGUAAUUGUGACUUUGAAGCUGGUCCAUGCACAUGGUCCAACACCCAGGUGGGUGACGACUUUGACUGGACAGAAGGAUCUGGCAGCACUGCUAGCACCGGGACUGGACCAUCCAUUGACCACACCACAAACUCAGACCAAGGAAAGUACAUGUUUAUUGAGUCAUCUGCACCAACCCAACCUGGGCAGAAUGCCCGCUGGCAGAGUGAGCAGUUCCCAGCCACAGCAGGCUCCACCAGGUGUAUCAAGUUCUGGUACCACAUGUACGGAAGUGGGAUCGGAACCAUGAAUGUUCUAAUCCAGGAACAGGGCCUUCCUGACAGGAUCCUCUGGCAACUGGCCAGCAACCAAGGAGACCAGUGGUCAGAUGGUCAAGUGGAGUUCACCAGUCUGGACUCCUAUAGGAUUGUGUUUGAGGCUGUUCGAGGGCUCAGCCACACUGGUGACAUAGCCAUAGAUGAUAUCACCUUCGAGGAAAGUGGAUGUAAUCUGAAACCCAUAGCUGCCAACCCACCGACAUCUCCAACUCUGGCACCCACAUCAGCCACAACGGGCACCUUUGACUGUGACUUUGACACGGACCUGUGUGGCUGGAUUCAGGCCGUGGAUGAUGAGUUUGACUGGAUCCGUCAGAAUGGGGGGACUGGAAGCACCAACACCGGCCCAACAUCAGACCACACGUCAGGCAAUGGUUUCUAUGUAUUUAUCGAGACCUCAGCCCCCCAAGUGACCGGAGACAAGGCUCGCCUGGUCAGCCCCCUGGUCACUCCCACAGGCACCAAGUGUCUGACCUUCUGGUAUCACAUGUACGGAGACAACGUGGACAGUCUGAACGUGUAUGUACAGACUGGACCAGUGGUGGGUCAGCCCAUCUGGACUAAUUCAGGCACACAGGGGAACCAGUGGAACCUGGGACAGGUGGACAUACCAAGCAGCAGUCAGUACAAUAUGGUGUUUGAAGGUGUAAGAGGAAAUGGGUUCAGAGGAGACAUUGCCGUAGAUGAUGUGACAAUGACUGAUGGAUCCUGCUUUGGAGCUACAGUAAGCCCUCAGGCUGUGUGUGGUUUUGAGGACUCCAGACUGUGUGGCUUCACCAAUGACGGUGGAGACAUCUUUGACUGGACCUGGCAGACUGGAGGGACCGGCACUGUUAACACUGGACCCACAGUGGACCACACUUAUGGCACUAGUGCUGGUCAUUUUGUUUUCAUUGAGACCUCGAGCCCACGUGUUCCCGGUGACAACGCCAUAUUCCUGUCUCCCACCUAUCCCACCUCCUCACCAAACUACUGUGUGGAGUUCUACUACCACAUGUUUGGUACAAACAUCGGCACACUCAAUGUCUAUGCCAAGAAGAAUGGUAACCUGGGACCAGCUCUGUGGACUCUAUCUGGUGACCAGGGCGACAUAUGGGUUAUGGCACAGGUGACAGUGACAGCUGACAACCCAUUCCAAGUAGCUUUUGAAGGUGUCCGUGGUGCUAGUUACCGUGGUGAUAUUGCCCUGGAUGACAUCAGUAUAGUCCCUGGAGGAUGUGGUACCCCAGGCACCUGUGACUUUGAAAGUGGACUGUGCACCUGGACCAAUGACUUAACCGGAGACGACUUUGACUGGGUUACAGGAAGUAAAAACUCAGCAACUACCCAGACAGGACCCUCGACUGAUCACACCACGCAGAAUGACACAGGAACAUACCUGUACCUGGAGGCCUCCUCUCCAAGGCUACCGGGUGAUGUGGCCAGAUUGGUCAGCGAGGCUUUCCCAGUGGCAACUGGUCGGUGUCUGUCCUUCUGGUACCACAUGUUUGGUAGCGGAAUGGGGACCCUACGCAUUGUUCUCCACGAGACACAGAGUAGACCAGUAUCAAUGUGGGAGGUAACAGGAGACCAGGGAGACCAAUGGCUACAGGGACAGGUACCUCUGACAACCUCAACGUCAUUCCAGAUCUACGUCGAAGGUGUUCGAGGUGCCGACUAUAGGAGUGACGCUGCCAUUGAUGACAUUGAGUAUACCAGCACAGCUUGUACAUUGAUGCCAGCAGGUGCCACGCCUGCAACCCCUACUGGAACAGUACCGACAACCCCAGCCUUCACAGGACCUACACCAACCCCGGGGCCGUUUGACUGUGACUUUGAGUCGGGUCUGUGUGGGUGGCUACAGCUGACCGAUGAUGACUUCAACUGGAGCAGGAACCAGGGUGUUACUGGCAGCUCCAACACUGGGCCUUCUUCUGACCACACCACAGGAAAUGGCUACUACAUCUACAUUGAGGCCAGCGGACAGUCCACCAAUAGGACAGCUCGGGUCAUGAGUCCACUAGUGAUGCCAGCCAGUCGGAACUGCCUGCAGUUCUGGUACCACAUGUACGGAGACGAUGUCGGAACCCUAAAUGUCUACACCAGAGUUGGGAGCAUAGUUGGUGAUCCUUUAUGGACGCGAUCAGGAACCAACGGAGACCGCUGGGUGUUGGCACAGGUUCCCGUCGUCGGCCUGACCAUGUACAGCGUGGUGCUGGAGGGAGUGCGAGGAGACGGUUUCCGUGGAGACAUCGCUGUGGAUGACGUGGCCAUGCUGACAGGAGACUGCCCCCCUGUUGUGGUGACCCCCAGCCCCAGUGCCCCUCCCACCUCUGUGACGUGUAACUUUGAGAGCGUCAGCAUCUGUGGAUACCAACAGAGCCAGGCGGAUGACUUUGACUGGACAAGAGGCUCGGGAGGAACUGGUACCACCAACACUGGACCUGCAACUGACCACACUCUGGGAACCAACAAUGGUUACUACAUGUACAUCGAAACCUCAUCCCCUCGACAGCCUGGAGACAAGGCUGUCCUGCGGACCCCAUCCUUCCCUCAGGGAAACCAGGCGCAGUACUGUGUGGAGUUCUACUACCACAUGUUUGGAGACCACAUCGGGGAACUGAAGGUCUUCUAUGUCCCAACUCAACAGGGCAGCUUUGCUUCACCAAUGUGGGAGCUCUCUGGAGACCAGGGUGACCACUGGUACCUGGGGCAGGUCACUGUUCAGGGAGACCAGGACUUCUAUGUGGAGUUCGAGGCUGUUCGAGGACAGAGUUUCCGUGGUGAUAUCGCCAUUGAUGACGUGACUGUCAGAAACGGAGCAUGCAGUGACCCAGGAUCAUGUGAUUUUGAGAAUGGACCUUGUACCUACACCAAUGACCCCAACGAUGACUUUGACUGGACAGAGAACUCGGGAAGUACAGGUAGUACCAACACUGGACCUACCACAGACCACACCACUGGAACUGCACAAGGCACCUACUACUACAUUGAGACCUCAGCACCAAGACAACCUGGCGACGUGGCUCGCUUUGUCAGCCAGGAGUUUGCUCCAACAGCAGGGACAAGCUACUGUCUGUCCUUCUGGUACCACAUGUUGGGGAACGGUGUGGGAGCCCUGCAUGUGGUCAUCAAGGAGAAGUCAGGGCCCGAGAUCUACGUCUGGAGCCUGUUUGGUUCCCAGGGCAACCAGUGGCUGCAGGCUAAGGUCCCCGUUUCCAGCAAUGAUAUCUGGCAGAUUUCAUUUGAUGGAUCGCGAGGAAGCAAUAUUCGUGGAGACAUUUCCAUUGAUGACAUUGUCCUGCAAAUGCAACCUGUGCAGGGUUGUACAUUGCAACCGUCAGGUGCCACGCCUGCCCCUCCGACCAUGUCACCUACACAGUCAUCUUUGACCAUAGACUGUAGCUUUGAGAAUGACACCUGUGGUUGGAGACAGGCCACAGACGAUGACUUUGACUGGAGUCGCCAACAAGGAUCAACCGACACCACACAGACAGGGCCUGGUGCAGACCACACAACUGGCAAUGGCUACUAUGUCUUUAUAGAAACCUCCACUCCCCAAGUCCAAGGGGACGCAGCGCGGCUCGUCAGUCCGUACGUGAGCCCCGGCACUAACAUGUGCCUUAAGUUCUGGUACCACAUGUACGGCACACACGUGGACACACUCAACGUGUACGUCCAGACUGGGCCGGCUCUGGGAACUGCUGUGUGGACUCGGACUGGCACACAGGGAGACCAGUGGUUUGAAGGGCUGGUGCAGGUUACCGCUAGUGGGCAGUACAAUCUUGUGUUUGAAGGUACCAGGGGAGCAUCUUACAGAGGUGACAUCGCUCUAGAUGAUGUCACUUUUGUUCCUGGUGACUGUCCUCAAGUUGUGGUGACCCCUGCCCCAAGCUCAGCCCCUACCACCCAGACAUGUGACUUUGAGAACCAGAACCUGUGUGGGUACACCCAGGACGGCACAGAUGACUUUGACUGGACAUGGGCCACUGGAGGAACAGGCACAACCAGUACUGGGCCAAGUGCUGAUCACACCUACGGUACUCCAACAGGUCAUUACAUGUACACAGAGACCUCCAGCCCUCGCGUGCCAGGUGACGUGGCUCGGUUGAUCUCUCCUGCGUUCCAAAGCUCAGUGAACUCGUACUGUGCAGAGUUCUGGUACCACCUGUACGGACAGCACAUUGGAACACUGAACGUCUACACCAAACGGCAGGGGAACCUGGGUACAGCAGUGUGGAGCAUGUCAGGAGAUCAGGGAGAUCAGUGGUAUGUAGCAUCUGUCACCCUGGAUGGCACAACAGACUUCCAGCUCGUGUUUGAGGGUGUGCGUGGUCAGUCAUUCCGAGGUGAUAUCGCCAUCGACGAUGUCACAGUCAGUAGCGGAGCAUGUGUUGCACCAGGUGACUGUGACUUUGAAAAUGGCCCCUGCACCUGGACCAACACUCAGACUGGCGAUGAGUUUGACUGGAUCGAGGGGUUAGGAGCGACGUCCAGCCCCAGCACUGGACCCCCCUCAGACCACACUCUGGGAACUGCCCAAGGUACAUACAUGUACAUCGAGAGCUCCACUCCUCGCGUGCCUGGGGAUCGGGCUCGGUGGGAAAGCCAGCUGUUCCCUGGCUCCCAGCAGUCGCGCUGCAUGAGUUUCUGGUACCACAUGCGAGGGCCGGACAUUGGGACACUGACCGUGUACGUGAACUCUGGGUCAUCAGACCAGACAGUGUGGCAGCUCUCCGGUGACAAGGGCAACCAGUGGCUCAAUGGCAAGGUUACAGUCAGCAGUGCAACCUCAUACCAGGUUGUGUUUGAAGCUGUGCGAGGCUCCGGUUACCAGGGUGACAUCGCUCUCGAUGAUCUGAGCUUCACAGAUGGCACAUGUGCAAUAAUGCCUGUAGCAGCCACCCCAGGAGGUGGGCCUACCAGUGUACCAGCCUCCACAGCAGCCCCAGGACCGUUCAACUGUGACUUUGAGGUUGACAUAUGUGGGUGGAGACAGGCUGACGAUGACAACUUUGACUGGACCAGACACCAGGGGAGCACCGGCACCACUGACACUGGACCUAGUGCUGACCACACCACUGGAAGUGGCUAUUACAUCUACAUCGAGGCAUCCAAUGUGGCUGUUAAUCGUACUGCCCGAGUGAUUAGUCCCCCUGUUACCGCCACCACGGCCAAAUGCGUCCAGUUCUGGUACCACAUGUACGGUCAGCACGUGGACACACUCAACGUGUACAUACAGACGGGUCCGUCUCUGGGCAGCGUGGUGUGGAUGCGCACAGGCACACAGGGUGACAAUUGGAACUACGGGCAGAUUGACAUCACAGCAGGAACUUCAUUCAAUGUUGUUUUUGAAGCUAUCCGCGGAUCUGGAUACCGUGGUGACAUUUCACUGGAUGACAUCUCUAUUGUGGACAGCAGCUGCACACAAGGUAUGAUCAAGGAUAGAAAAAUGCAGGAGUCCUAG
Messenger RNA from Branchiostoma floridae (Florida lancelet), 9297 nucleotides. RefSeq names its product MAM and LDL-receptor class A domain-containing protein 2-like. The transcript has 56 exons. Gene Ontology annotation, cellular component: membrane. Gene Ontology annotation, biological process: nervous system development. The record is from RefSeq and is a predicted model, not a curated record. Bases 1 to 9297 code for a protein of 3098 amino acids. Lineage: Eukaryota; Metazoa; Chordata; Leptocardii; Amphioxiformes; Branchiostomatidae.